Messenger RNA from Scleropages formosus (Asian bonytongue), 3044 nucleotides. Its product is annotated as protein CASC4-like. Bases 793 to 2058 code for a protein of 421 amino acids. NCBI's taxonomy places the organism in Eukaryota, Metazoa, Chordata, Actinopteri, Osteoglossiformes, Osteoglossidae. The transcript is spliced from 10 exons. The record is from RefSeq and is a predicted model, not a curated record.
UUGAGCAGCCUGCGGGUGAGCUGCGCGUUGGAUCGAAACCUCGCGUCUGGAUUUGGUGAGGACGUCAGUACAUCCAAUAAGGGGGGCGCGGAAUAAGUUGCCGCGUUAUCAUUUUAGACAUACGUACACGUAUAUAUUUUUACCAUUUUGUUUAAUGUGCCAGACAGCAUUUCAGAUGUCUGGCUGUAAACACCUCCGCCAAAGAAAGAGUGGAAGACUACAAGAUAAAAGGGAGUAUAAAAAUACAAGGAUGUUCUCGUUCUAUUAGAAAUUUAAGGACACGGACGGAUUUAUUACGCGAGUUACUCUGGUCUUUUCCUCAAUGACAUCGGACUUAGUGUACAAAAGUGGUUGUUCCUAGCAGCACAGUUCGCAGUGAGAAACAGCGCGUCUGAAUGUAAAAAAAGGAAGCUGCGAGUUCCUUUUGUCUUUUUAUCUUUAAAUUGGUGUUGCUUCCGUUGCGAAUAAAGUACAGCUAGACGUGGGCUCAACUGUUAACUGUUCGUCAUGGAUGGGUGAAUGACGGGACAUUUUAAGAUGGUGAGGAGUGCAAAUAAUAUACGUGUGUGUUUAAGGUGAUAGUUGAAUUUCAGGCUGUCAUUGGAUCACAUCUGAAUUACAGAGGGGGCACUAAUAGUGAAGGAAAAACUCAAGAGAGACUGCAAGGCGCUAGGUAGUGUGUAGGAAAAUGACAACUCGCAGGUAGCUCUGUCACUGGGAGGGAAGGUAAAAGUGUUAAGAACAGAUAGCCGACAAGCUCGAGCCGCUGGACUGACUGCGCGCUCCUCAAGGAUGCUGGGCUUUAACGGCGGUCGCAGGGGGCUCCGCUUCCCGCCCUUUGUCGCGUUGGCGCUGGCGGCGCUCGUGCUCUUCCUCUCCUUCAACUGCUGGGACCUGUCGAGGAAGCGCGCGCGCCUGCUGGACGAGCUGGCCGAGGCGCAGGCGCAGGCACGCCGCACGGACUCGGCGCGCGGCCGCCUCGAGAAGCGCAACGCUGAGCUGGUGGCGCAGGUGGACACGCAGCGCAAGGAGGCGGACAAGCGGCAGAGCGACUACGAGGGCGUGCGAGAGAACGUGCGCGCGCUCGAAGCGCAGAACAAGAAGUGCGCGGACGAAAAGAUGAAAAUUCAGAGUGAAUCCCAAGCACACAUUUCAGAGAUCCAGAGAUUGAAAGAGCAGCUAAAGGAGCUGAGGGAUGAGUUCAUGAAACAAGAGAGCCAGCUUCAUGAGAUGAAGAAAAACACCACACUGCAGAAGAAACUUGAAUAUGAGAGCUCACAGUGCAAGCAGCAAAUCAUCCAACUGCAACAGGUUCACAUGGAACAGAAGAAGAGUCUGGAAGAGGAGUUGGUGAAGCUGAAGAAGCAGAACUUGUUGGAUAAUCAAGGUGUGGCAGCAGUAGGAGGACACCCAGAGGAUGCCAGGAAUCAGCAGAAUGUUCCUAAUGUGAAAGAAUCUGAUAGGCUUGUCAGAGACACUGGUAUGCUUGGUAUUGAGGACAAUGGAGUGGGAAAAUUGGAAGAUGUCCAGUUUGCCCUGAAGAAACCAGCCAUAACCCAGAUGCAGUUCCAGGGUCAUGGAGCAGUCAUGGUACAGAAGCCAGGAGCUGAUGUCCCUGGACAUGGGAUAGACCUCCCCAGAGACCCUUUGAGUGCCCAGAAGGGAAAGGGGAUACUUCACCCAACAGUGGACACUAAGCUAGAGAAAGGGGCUGGCAAUGGGGGUGACCAUGAGGGUCAGUUGCUCCAGCAGCAUCAACUGGUCUUGGACAACAAGCCCAUACUGGGUAUUAAGAAGGAUGCUUAUGUAGAGCAACAAGAGGAGGAGCAUGGACAGAUAAAGGCUCCUGACAGUGUAAAGACUGGUGGUAUGGAAGUAAAACAUGAAGGACACCAGCCAGCUCUCAAACCUAUCCAAGUCCUGGCAAAACCUAUGGAGAAGGAUGUCAACAAGAACCUGCACCCUGCAGAGUUCCCCCAACAUGGUCAAAAUGAAGAUCAAAAGGCAAUGAAAAAUGGUGCAGAGAUGAAGCGACACCAAGCCAUGGACAUGCUGUGAACCUUUGUGAGACUGAGAAUUUAGGGAAUGAAGGAUUUUUUUUUUUUCCCCCCCUUAUUUUAUCCUUUACGAGUCAUUUUCUGCAGUCAAAAUGGAUUACCUGUCUAGGCUUCCAGUCAAUCUCAGCAAGAACCUGAUCUUGGGGAUAGAAUUUGAUCUUUCUUUGUUGCAAAAUAUGCAUAUGAACUGAAUUUUUUGUUCUUUUAAAAAAAUGUUGUUUGAUAAGGAACAUUUGUUUUUCCUCAAUUUUUCUUACAAGCCACAGGCUAUGAGCAAUACAGCAUGGUCUCAGUGGGGAUUUCUGUAAUGGCUUGCCACACAGAUGGGAAUUAAACUGCUGCACAGUACAAGGACAUUCAUCUUAUCUUUCUCAUGUUUUUUUUUUUUCCUUCUUGGUUGCAGUGGCAGCCUUUUUUGAGUACAUCACACCUUGUAAGAAAACAGUGGCACAUUUUGACAGCUGAACAGCCCACGAAGUCAUCACUACUGUGCUUCAGUGGACAGCACUUGUGUUGUGAGUGCAGCAGAACACUUUGCCUUCACACCAGCUGGUGUUGGAAACAAUCCUGAUGAAAUAUAUGAACUAGAUCAGUGCAAUGUCAGAGUUUGGGGUUGGCAUUAAGAAGUCCUUAAUUUACUGAGAUUUGUUCUAUUAAAUGUGCCCUUUGUAUCUUUUACAUAUGCAGUUUCUAAAAUCUUGAAGUAGAUCCCUAAAAACAUUAACUCUGAAGGAAAAUUCCAUAGCAAAACUGAAGGUGAGAUCUUCCUUGUCACAGAAAGGAUAAACCAUAUUGUAAAAUGUAUGCAAACAUCUUUCAAGUCAUUAAAAUGGCUGUUAGAUUUAGAUUUCGUCCUAGAAAUAAAGGUGUGUAUUACCUAUUGCCACAAAAACUUUGUUCUCAACUUUUGAUACUAAUUUAUUAAAGGAAACUCAUUCUUCCUUUGUGUAGCUGUUUUUUUAAUAGAACAGCUGAAGAAAUAUCCCA